AUGGACAUCGAACAGAGGCAAUCGGAUCUCAUCGAUCACUUCGUCAAGCAAGCCUCUGCUGCAUCAAACGCUCCCGCGCUCUUUUCCGUCAUUGUCGAUGCAACUUCUCACCCUUUGCUUUUUGCCUUCUCUGAGAUUCUCGCUCUCCCCAAUGUUCUUCAGCUUGAAGCAACUGAUAAUAAGUCAUACCUUGAUAUGCUUAGGCUGUUUGCACAUGGAAUAUGGAGUGACUAUAAGAGUAAUGCUGACCGUCUUCCACAAUUGACACCUGAUCAGAUCCUAAAGCUUAAGCAACUUACGGUUCUUACACUCGCUGAAACAUACAAGGUAUUACCCUAUGACCAAUUGAUGCAGGAGCUCGAUGUGACAAAUGUUCGCGAGCUUGAAGAUUUUCUGAUUAAUGAGUGCAUGUAUGCGGGAAUAGUCAGAGGGAAGCUGGAUCAAUUGCGGCGAUGCUUUGAGGUCCAAUUUGCAGCAGGUAGGGACUUGAGGCCUGGUCAACUGGGGAGUAUGAUCCAUACCCUCUCCAACUGGUUAUCUACAUCAGAAAAUAUGCUUGUUUCCAUUCAAGAUAAGAUAAAGUGGGCUGAUUCAAUGAGUGAAAAUGACAAGAAGCACCGGAAGGAUGUGGAAGAGAAGGUUGAAGAAGUAAAGAAGUCCCUUUUCAAGGCCGACAUCGACUUCCGAGGGCAUGAGGAGGAGAUCUGCACUGAAUCUGGUGGAGUGAUGGAUUUUGAAGAAGAGCGAAGCCGACCGAAGAGGAGGCGGCAUCCGAUAUCUUGA
Molecule: messenger RNA, 783 nt
Organism: Lathyrus sativus (Indian pea)
Lineage: Eukaryota; Viridiplantae; Streptophyta; Magnoliopsida; Fabales; Fabaceae
Source: the annotation of a GenBank genome assembly